Messenger RNA from Plutella xylostella (diamondback moth), 6002 nucleotides. RefSeq names its product probable helicase senataxin (gene Setx). Gene Ontology annotation, molecular function: protein binding; helicase activity; transcription termination site sequence-specific DNA binding. The record is from RefSeq and is a predicted model, not a curated record. Gene Ontology annotation, biological process: termination of RNA polymerase II transcription. Lineage: Eukaryota; Metazoa; Arthropoda; Insecta; Lepidoptera; Plutellidae. Gene Ontology annotation, cellular component: nuclear body.
AAUGUCAAUGUCAAAACAAAAAGCAGUUCGUUUGUGAAUUUGAAGUGAAAUAAAACAAUGUUUUUCUUUGUAAAUGAAUAUAAAGUGCUUCUUUGUGUGAGCUAAACCACAGUCCAUUAUAUUUUGUAUUUACCCAUCGAUGUAUUUCUAAUUCCACUUUUGGGUCUCAAGUUAUGCUUCUGGAAGAAAAAAUUGUGUAAUUUAAAUAGGUUAACGACACCGACAAUACUAUAAUACCAGUGAAUCGCAAUGGCUAAAUGGAAAUUGACCCGCCAAUCCUAUGGAGCUGAUGAAUAUGUUUUCUGUGAGGGUGACGAAAUUACGAUAGGCCGCGGGGCUAAUAAUGCCAUAACGCUUUCUAGUCUAGUAAUAUCUAGACAACAUUGUAUCUUGAAAUUCUUCAAAGAUAAAGUUACCAUUAAAGACUUGAAGAGUUCAAAUGGAACAUAUGUGGGUACGGACAAAAUACCGUCCAACACACCAGUUGCAGUUCAAGACUCCCAAUGUCUGGGCAUUGGGUGGAUGGAGGGUGCCGCACUGGCAAAGAUUUCAGACACUGAGAAGUUCAUAUUUAAAAUUAACAGAGAAAAGUCUGAGAAAUCUAUCAUAGAUAGAAUUGCUUUCCAAAAUGAAAUAGACUCUGAUGAAGUUGAGGAGAAACUCGCAAUUGUCCUUCAUGAUGUCAAGCCCAGACUGUCGAGCACUGAAGAUACAGCCAUGCAAAAGAAAACCAAGAACCAAUCCCCCAAUUUAAGUCUAAAAAGAAAAUCAAUAGAGAGAAAUGAUAAAGAUGUAAGUUUUCAAGUAGAUAGUGACAGCAGCAACUCUAAACAUGCCGAAGAUGUAGUGAACCUUCUGUCAGACAGUGACACUGAACUGCCCGGCAGGAAGAAUGAAGAGGUAGCAGCCAAGAGAGUUAAACUAGAACCUAUAGUUGAAGAAAAGCUAGAGACAUGUAUUAAGCAGGAACUAAUUAAAACAGAAAUAGAUGAUGAUGAGUAUGAAUCAGGUAUUGUAAAGCAGGAACUGUUUGGCUAUGAUGAUGAGCCUAUUAACCUAGAUACUGACAGUGAUAGUGAUACAGAGAGAAGAUGGUUCAUCAGACUGUCACAGAGCUCACCGGGCAAGCCUCUGACUAAGGCUAUGAAAAGAGAUGUGGUUGAUGGUCCUGCAAGAGAAAGUUCUUACAGUCAGAUCAUUGAAGAUGACUAUGAACCUGCUUUACCUAGUAAUGAGAAUGAUGCUCUUGAAGAUGAGGAAUUCAUGGAUGAUCUAAUCAGAAUACCAGUGAGGUCGACUGAAGAUGAAGAAGGUGUUGAUCAAGUAGAUGGUUACAGUAACACGGGACUGACUUCAGAUUACUUUGCACAGCAGCUGGAGAAAGAUGCUGACAAAGAACCACCAGCUGAAGUUCCAACAGCUGAAGUCCCAGCUGAAAGCAGCUCAGUGAAGAAAACACAAAUGAUUGAAGCUCUAGCACAGACCAGUAGGAGAAAAUCAACUGUGGAGAGUAAACCCAAAGAAAAAAGUAGCUCUUCCAAACAUUCCAAAUCUAGCAGCAAGCAUUCACACUCACACUCCAAGCGCCACAUGAGCAGCUCACAGAAAGAAGAACGAAAAAAGAAGUUAAAAGAAAUAGCUUCAAAGGAGAAGGAAGUGCGAGACAAGAACAAUACUAGCUCUAGUAGCAGCUCCAAAGCCACUGUUGGUGCCAAAGUAUCCACAUCUAGUAGAGGGGCAUUCCUAGCUGAAGACACCGCCACUGUUCAACCAACUUCUAGAAAAGACAGCCCUAAAUCAAGUAAAAGCCACCACAAAGACUCAGAUAAAAAACAUAGCAAAAGAAAAACUGAAGAUGCUGUUAACAAUAUUGAAAAUAGAAAUAAACAUGAUGAUAAACCUCACAGCUCUUCAAGCAAAUCAAAGAGUAAGUCUGAGAAAAAGGAUAAACACAGGAAGUCUUCCAAGAGUGAUGUUGAAUCUACUUCAGAGCAAAAGGUUGUGAAAAAGUCAGAAACCAGAGUGCCUUUGAAGAAUCUCAAGCCGCUGACAGACAGUGACGACACGCACUCGGGCCGGCCGGUGUCUAAAGUGGAGCCAUUCCCCACCAAAAAACCCAAAAAGACAGUUCGCUUCUCUGAUGCCCCACCUCAGGUUAAAGUGUUUGAAAUAGAGCCUGGAAACCAGAUGAAGAAAACGAGUCUAGUGAAGUCUACUAUAGACGUGCCUCAGAAACCCGUGUUCUCUUUAGAGAAGAUCACUCUGAUUAGGAUACUGCGGUGGAACCCGCAGUGGCUCACCGAACAGGUCAACAACAAUGAACCACCGCCUAUUUUAGGACACAGUGUCCCACCGAUGGCCGUUUUGCACUUCUUCCAAGCGCAUACUCAAUAUUGUCAGGUGAUAGGUGACCUACUCCUCAUGGAGAUAUGGGAGAGCGUGACGCAGACGUUCAACAAGCAGCGCGGCGCGGAGUUCACGCUGCGCAUCGAGGCGCUGCCGCCGCCGCCCUCGCCCGACGCCGCCUUCGACACCUACAGCCUCAGUGUUAAUGUUUCUGUGCCGAAAAACGAGAUGAAGAAUUUACCCAGGAUGGGUGAGCUGAUGCUAGUGACAUUCGGGCCGGAGGGCAGCAAGACCAGCCGCUUCUUCUACGUCAACCACGUCCGGUGUCUUCCGUCUCCGCCAAACAACAUCUACAGUUUCUUCAGCAUAUCCCUGCACGUGGUCUACACAGAGAAGAUGCGUUUACUCAGACGCGGGGAGGUGAUGACGGGACGCAGUCUGUGCUACAUCAAGAAUGUUCUACAACUGUUUGAAGCCAUGGAAUACUUGUCCAAGUCACCGCUGUGUGAGGCCAUCUUGAGGCCUGACCCGAGACACUUCCCGAGGGACAGGAUUCUGCCGCCCUCGCAGAUUAAGUCGCCGUGGACGGCGACACUGAACGCGAGUCAGUUGGAGGCGGUCUCGGCGUCGGUGUCGGCCGCGCUGGGCGACCGCCCCGCCGUGCAGAUGAUACAGGGGCCGCCCGGGACAGGCAAGUCGAGUGUAAUCUGCUCGAUCAUAAUGACGUAUUUCUACGACUCGGGCGGGCGGCGGCAACAGAACCGCGGCAAGAUACUCAUCUGUGCCACCAGCAACGCCGCCGUGGAUGAACUGGUUAUACGACUGCUGAAUAUACGACAGAGCUUGCCUAAGACGGAGCGCUUCCGCAUGGUACGAGUAGGGCGGCCAGAGGCGAUGCACCCCCGCGCCCGGGACCUCUCCUCGCAGUGCCUCGCGCAGCGCGACGCGACCCGCGCGCAGGAGCCCCCGCCGCCGGGCGCCCAAGAGGAGGUGGCACGUCUCGAGGCCCGACUCAACAUGUGGCGCAGCCAGGCGCAGGAGGCCAAGGACCCCGGCCGUAGAGCCUUCUGCCACUCGCAGAGCGAACAGAUUAGGAAUAGAAUAGCACAGUUAAAAGGCGGUUCGUCGGGCGACGUGUCGGCGGAGCAGCUGGCGAUGGCGGAGCGCCGCAUCGUGGAGUGCGCCGACAUCGUCGUCAGCACGCUGUCCAGCGCCGCCAACCAGAAGAUGAAGAAUCUCCGCCGCCGCAUAGCGCUCUGCAUAGUGGACGAGGCGGGGCAGGCCAUCGAGCCGGACUCGCUGGUGCCGCUGACGCUGGACGUGACGCGGCUCACGCUCAUCGGCGACCCGCGCCAGCUGCCCGGCUUCAUCAAGUCACAGCGAGCAAAACAGCACGGUCUUGGCGAAAGCCUGUUCUCCCGUCUCUCCUCCUCAAUGGAACACUGGAACGACGGCAGCCCAGUGGUUCUACUGGACGUGCAAUACCGAAUGCACCCCGCCAUAGCUGAUUAUCCGAACAGGACUUUCUAUGAGGGGAAGAUCUGUAAUGAGGCCAAAUUAAGGACGGAUCACCCGCUGCCGCCGUAUGCUGUGGUGCAUAUUAGCAGCGGGGAUAAGGGGCAAGGCACAUCAGGCGCGAACGAGAUGGAGGCGUGGGGCGUGGCCAGAUUAGUCGCGGCGCUGAGCAAACUCGUGCGUAGUCUGAACAUGAACAUGGCUGUGAUUACGCCGUACGACGCGCAGAAGGAGGCCAUACGGAACUGUUUGCGGACGUUGGAGGAACCCAACGCAACCCCCGUGGAAGUGAACACAGUGGACAGCUUCCAGGGGCAAGAACGGGACGUGGUGGUGGUGUCACUCGCGCGCAGCCGCGGCGUCGGCUUCCUGAGCGACGCGGGCAGAAUGAACGUCAUGUUGACCAGGGCGAAGCACUCGCUGCUGAUCUGUUUGAACCAGAAUGCUAUGUCGAACAAUCAGCAAUGGCGGACGCUAUUAGACGACGCGCAACAACGCAACCUCUUCAAGUUCCUACCGAACAAAGUGUGUCAGCCGGCGACCUCGGGGCAGGCCAGCGACAACAUACUCAAGUAUAUCACACGCUGACGAAGAGCUCUUUAAACAUAGGGUAUAUAAUGUACAUAGUGGUUAAAGUUAAAGUUGAAAAAGUGUCUCUCUAGUUUUUUGAAAAGUGUAUUUCGGGGAGCGGCUGUGCUAUCAGUCCGUAAAAUACGAAGUGUUCAAUACAACAAUGGGUAGUGGUCAUUCGCCUCUACUCUGUCUGACCCCUCCAACUAGUAUAACUAUAAGCCCCGUAAAAUACUAUUGGGCCUGAAGCUGAGUCAAUGAUACCAGUCAAUAAUGUUCAUUAUUGCUAGUCGGUCCCGCGCUUGAAGUCAGUCAAAUGACAUGCAAAUCAAGACAUCGAGACGUCGUCGAUAUAUGGUCGAUAUACGUUAUUAAAGGUAAAUUUUAUUGCUUGCGGUGGACAAUGACACCCAGGCGCAAUACGAUUUUACGGGACUUAUCUACAUUACAUUCGACUGUUCUAUAUAAUAUACCUACAAUGAGGUCAACUUGCCAUAUAAAACUUACCUCAUAAGUGAGGUAAGUUUUAAAACUUGAAAUCCAUCCGUUUAAUAAUUUCAACAUGGCAUAAAAUAUUUCAUACUUUUGACCCACCAAGUUACAGAGAAGUAUUCUCGUCGCGACGUGGCGACACCUACUGUGAUAGUAUUUCAUAUUAUGUGCUUUGCUAUUGUCGUGUUUAUAUGUUUACAUACGUAUGUAUUCUUCCAUUCUUGUAAGCUUCGGUGAAUAGUUUUAAGUAAUCCUACAAUGACAAAUUGCGUUUUGUACCGACGACGCCCAAUAAGAUCCUACCUGAGUGAGAUCUGAGACGUUUUAGGUUUAGAAAUUACGUACGAAUGCCAGGCCAGUUAAUACAUUUGAGUUAAAUUUGGCCUUAAACAAUUUGAAAAUGCCUUUAAUAUCUAAUCAUACAUAACUGAAUGAACGAAUCUAUAGUUCAUGAGCAUUUAGAAUAUAAGUACAUCUACCUGACAAUUGGAGUUGAUCAUUCAAAAAUAAUUCAAAGAAUUAACCAUGAAUCAACUAUCAAGUAUAAAUGCUUAUGAACCUUAUUCCAUGUGUUCUCAUCAUUUAUAAUUUUUGUUUACAUACUUUCCUCUCAUGUUUCAGAAACAGAAAUAAGCAACACAUUUGUCAUGCCAUUUAUAUUUCUAUGUGUAGAUUGUGUAGAUAGGUAGGUACAUUUAAGUAUUUUUUGUACAGUCAAUCAACUGUUUAAGACUUUAGUUUUGUAGUCGUUGUAUUAUCUUAUUUAGUUUUCUUUUUUUAUAUUAAAUUUAAAAGGUACGUCUGCACUUCUUGUUUGUUAUUAUAAGUGCAGCUACCAAUUAUUCUUAAGUAAUGAAUUAUUUUUAAGUCAACUUGGUGUUUAAUUCAAUAAUUACUGUUAAGAGUUAUUACCUCCUAAUUUUAGAUUAGCCAUAAUAUUCAACCUUAAAAACCAUACAAUACUAAUUUAAGGUAUCAAAAAAAGCAAUGAUGCAAAGCUCGUUGCUAAGUUGCUAUAACUGUAAAUAUCCUCAAGUACCAAAACAAUAAAUAUUUUUUUAAACAAACUAUCAAAGUGA